GACAAUCAGUACAAGUCAGGCUAUUAGUGCAAGCAAAUGCGGGCACUAUAAAGUUUGGCUCUAAUUGUUGUUACUGAAAGUGUGUGUGUGAUUUCGUUUAGUUUCUAUUAAUUAAAAGUUUGCUAAGUUAUUUAUGUAAAAAGUGUUUCAUUAAUUAUUGUAUAUACAAAAAAUUGGUAAAAUAAAUAGUCAAUGGCUGGUAGUCUACAAAGACCGUUAUAUAAUGUGCACAAAAAAUCAUUUACCGUCAACGCCUGCACUGCAGCCAAAGGUGGCAAAAGUUUGAGCUGGAUGUCACAACUUCAUUGGCAUCUGGCUGCAGGCAUUUGUGUGACUAUCAUCAUUUCAUCUAUGAGUCAAGUCGUUCAAGCUGGUCGUUGUAACGUCAAUCAAUAUGCCUGCAAAGAUGGUAGCUGCAUUCCGAAAAGCAAAAUGUGUGAUGGUCGCUAUGAUUGCUCUGAUAAUUCAGAUGAAAUUGAUUGUGACUUCAAAAUGUGCCGCAAGCCCAAUUGGUUUCAAUGCUCUACACCACAUGGGCCCUGCUUAUCUUCGGAUCUGUUGUGCAAUGACAUUGAAAAUUGCCCCGGUGGCGAAGAUGAGGCCAAUUGUCCACAUCACGAGCGCAGUGGAGUCACUGAUUUUGGCAUCGGUGGCUGGCUGACCAUACAUCGUGAUUGUACUCAGUACGAGUACACCUGCAAAUCGGACAAAUUAUGCAUACCCCUCAAUUUUAUGUGUGAUGGCAAAAAAGAUUGCACCGACAAUUCAGACGAAGAGGCCGGUUGUCUAAAUGCCGAGGCAAAUUGUGCGGGCUUCUUUUGUGCCAAUAAACGUUGUUUGGAGAGCAAGAGAUGGGUAUGCGAUGGCAAUGAUGAUUGUGGCGAUGGAAGUGAUGAAAAAAUAUGUGCCGAUACUUGCAUCCCUCAGCUGGAUAAAUUUCUUUGUCGCGACAACAUGACAUGUCUACCCCUAGAGAAAGCCUGUGAUGGCAAUGUCGAUUGUCCCGAUCGCUCAGAUGAAUCGUUCCGUUGCAAUCAAACAGCAAACAGCUGUAAAACGAAGACAUGUCCCCCGGCAGCCAUGUGCAAAAUGAUGCCACAAACCGGAGCCGAAUGCAUUUGUCCCAAAGGCUUCAAACAUUCCAAGCGUGACGACUUAUGUGUGGACAUAGAUGAGUGUGUCGAACAGUAUGGGGUAUGCAGUCAAAUGUGCGUCAAUACACCGGGUAGAUAUCGCUGCCUGUGCGAUGAAGGCUACAGGCUGCGUGAGGAUAACCACACCUGUGAGGCGGUCGGUGAGGAGGCUUUACUGCUGUAUACAACUCAGGUGACUGUGAUGGGAGUGCAUCUGAGAUCACGACGUGUCUAUACAGUGGCUAAGAAUCUGACAAAGGUGAUAGGAGUGGCAUACAAUGGAGAGCAUAUCUACUGGACGAAUAUACAAAAUGAAGCCGAAAGUAUAGUGAGGGCAAAUCCGGAUGGCUCACAACAGGAGAUACUAUUGACCUCAGGGCUAGAUGCUCCCGAAGAUUUGGCAGUGGAUUGGCUGACUGGCAACAUUUACUUUUCGGAUAAUGUUAUGCAUCAUAUAGCCGUCUGCUCCAAUGAUGGCCACUACUGUACAGUCCUAGUCACCGAAGAUGUGCAUCAACCUCGCGGUGUUGCUUUGUGGCCGCAACGUGCCCAAAUAUUUUGGUCUGAUUGGGGUGUUACGCCCAUGAUAGCCCGCGCCUCCAUGGAUGGCACAAACUCCAAACGUUUGGUCACCGACAAGAUUCAUUGGCCCAAUGGUGUGGCCUUGGAUGUGCAUAGCGAACGCAUCUAUUGGGUCGAUGCCAAACUGGCUACCAUCGAAAGUGUGCGUUCCGAUGGCACAGAUCGUCGCACCGUUUUGGAAGAUAUACUUAAACAUCCCUAUGGUCUGGCCAUUUUCGAAGAGAAGUUGUUUUGGUCCGACUGGGGUACCAAGUCCGUACACUCCUGCAAUAAGUUCACGGGAAAAGAUCACAAGAUCAUAACCAAAGAUCGCACAAUUUAUGCUUUGCACAUUUACCAUUCGGCCAAGCAGCCGAAAAUACCACACGCCUGUGAAAGGGCUCGUUGCUCCCAUCUCUGCUUGCUGGCGGAGAAUAACAGCUACUCGUGUGCCUGUCCCGACGGCAUGCAGUUGGGACCCAAUCGUAUGCGCUGCAUGCGAACUCAAAAGAAACAGCGUUUGUUCUUGGGUGUGCGCAGCAAUCUGGUGCAGAUGGAGCACACCACCUUUGGUCGUCACACCAUAUCCUCCACCAAUGCCCUUGACGUGUUCGUCCACGAAUUGGCCUUCAACAGCAUCAAUAAUACUGUUUUCAUAGCAGAUAACUAUCAGCAUGUCAUUGCUGAGUUUGAGGUGAAAGGAGAGAAACUAACGAAACUUGUGCGUGGUAAUUUGGGCAAUGUGACAGCCUUGGCUUUUGAUCACUUGGCCUAUAAUCUGUACUGGAGUGACUCUGAAAGGCAUGUCAUUGAGGUCUUCUCCCUACAAACCAAACAGAGGGCCAUAGUUUGCUUUUUCUCCGGCUUGGAGGCCCCCAUAAGUUUGGCUGUUAUGCCUGAAGAUGGCAUGAUGUUUAUCGCUUUGAAGUCCCGUCGCCAUGUCCACAUCGAUCAAAGAUCUUUGAACGGACAGGGAGAUCAUGUCCAUGUCUUUGAGGAUGAAUUGGGUGAUGAUGACAUUGAAUUUGCUGUUGACUACGAAACAAAUACCCUAUACUGGGCCGACAGUGAUCUGGGGCGCAUCUCCUUUACCGACUAUCGUAAUCUGCAUGCCUACACCUUUAGAGGACGCCUGAAGAGGCCCUACUCCAUAGCCAUAGUGGAUGAGGAUUUGUUCUGGACCGAAUUGAAAUCCAAUACCAUACACUGGACCCAUAAAAGCAACAUGGGUCCCCUCAAACGUUUCGACCUAAUAGUCAAUCGGGAGCUAUACAGUGCGGUUUCCUUGCCGACCAAAAUACCUCUGCUGGCCAGUUCCCCACCCAAUGUGGUGGAUCAUCCUUGCCAGCAUUGGAAUGGUGGAUGUUCUCACAUUUGUGUUACCCUAGGCAAAUUUGCAUCUAGCUGCCUAUGUCCAGCUGGCUUGGUCUUCAAGGAUGCCAGCAAUAGAACUUGCAUUGAGGCUUUGGACUGUGAGUUCCGCUGUAAUACGGGUGAAUGUUUGACGUUAUCACGCAAAUGCAAUGGACGCCCAGACUGCCCUGAUGCUUCAGAUGAAGCAAAUUGUGAUCCAGCCAAAGGUAAAAAGCCCCAGGUCAUUUGUGCUGUGGGCGAAUUCAGAUGUCGCAAUGGGGAACAGUGUAUAGAGGGAGAUAAGAGAUGUGAUGGCAAGGGUCAAUGUAAAGAUCGUUCCGACGAAGAUCAUUGUCAGAAUUUUGAUAAAUCCAAGUUUUGCCACCGUCAUCAACAUGUUUGCGAUAAUGGCAACUGUGUUGACUUUAGCGUUAUGUGCGAUGGCACCAAUGAUUGUGGCGAUAAUUCCGAUGAGAAAGAUUGCAAAACCAUACGCGGCAAAGAAGCUAGCACCGAAAAGAUGGCCUGCGAUAAGGAUAUGUUCCAGUGUAAUACCGGAACUUGUUUGGCCAAAAGUUGGGAGUGUGAUGGAAAAAUUGAUUGCAUAGAUGGUUCAGAUGAGCAUGACAAGUGUGGAAUCAAAGAAUGUCCUCCUAAAACUAUGCACAAAUGCCUCCUGGGUCAGUGCAUUGAUCGCAGCCUGGUAUGUGAUGGCAACAACGAUUGUGGAGAUACAUCCGAUGAACAAAACUGUGAUAUGACUUAUGGUAUGAAACGCAAAAUGACUUGUGGCAGCGAAAAGUUUCCCAUGUUUCAGUGCUCCAGUGAUCCGAAUGUCUGCCUAGAAAUGAGUGCCAAAUGCAAUGGAUCCGCCGAAUGUCCACGUGGCGAUGAUGAAGCCGAAUGUGGUCACAUUUGCAGCAUCUAUGAAUUCCAAUGCAAAACAAGCAAGGAGUGUGUGCGCAAUGAGUUCCGUUGUGAUCACGAAAAAGAUUGCACCGAUGGCUCCGACGAAGAUCAUUGCGAACAUCAUCGUGCUUGGAAUGGUACCACAGGCACUCAACCUUCAAACGAAAAGGCUUGUGAUCCGAAAAUGUUCGACUGCGGCAAUGGCCGUUGUGUGGAUGAGUCCAGAGUGUGCAACGGGUUUGAAGAUUGCGAAAACGGAGCCGACGAGGGACCGCUGUGUAAGACCGCCUGUGAUCCCAAAUCCGGACAACGCAUGUGCCAGAACAAAUGUCGUGCCACUCCUUCGGGAGCUGUUUGUUCAUGCUUUAACGGCUAUAAAUUGGAUUCAGAUCGCCGCACCUGUCUGGAUGUCAAUGAAUGCGAGGAAUUGGAUCCUUGUGCUCAAGUCUGUGAAAAUAACCUGGGCUCAUAUCGUUGCUCUUGCUAUCCGGAAUUUAUGAUGAGACCCGAUAAAACUUCCUGCAAGUCCAUUGAGAGUGAAAAGUCGCUGCUUUUCUCCACCUACGAUGAAGUUCGCAGCAUGACUGAGCAACCCAUCAUGCUGAAAGUGGCCUGGAAGGCCAAUGAUUCUAAGAUCAAUGGCUUUGAUGUGAACAUAAGAACGCGCAAGGGUUAUUUUACCACAGAUAUGGAAAAUAUUUUAUAUAUGGUCGAUGUGGAUACAGGUAUAGUAAUGGCGGCCCUGCACGUAGAGAUGCCAAGUAAAGUGGCCGUAGAUUGGAUAACAGGCAACGUCUAUGUCAUCAGCCGUUCUAGCCAAUAUCGCAUAGAGGUCUGCUCUUUCACCGCUAAAAUGUGUGGUGCCCUGGUCAAAAUGCAGCCCCAUGAAACACUCAAAACUCUGGCCGUAGAUGCUUACAAUCGCAAAUUGUUCUUUGUGAUUAUGGAAGCUCAUGCCUUUGGCAGCCACAAAUCUCGCAUAGCCUCCACCAGUUUGGAUGGUGGCGGUAAACGCGAAACUCUACUUUACAAGGAUAUGACCUAUAUUACCACUUUGGCCUGUGAUCCUUACAAGAAAGUUCUCUACUAUACCGAGUCCAUUUCGAAAACUCUGCAGUCCAUUAGCUAUCGCAAUGGGGCCGAACGUACCCCCACCACCUUAAUUCACAAAGGAAAUGUUGUUAUGCAUCCUUCCGGUUUGACCUGGUACGAGAAUCAGGUUUUCAUUGUAAAUUUGGGUGCCAAAGAGGCGGUGCACUGUUAUUUGUAUGGCUCCAAGACAUGCAAAGCCUUCAAUCUGAACAUACUCAAUGCCGAAGAUAUUAUGGUGGAUGGGAUCUCGCGUCAGCCCAUGAAUAGAAAUCCCUGUGUUAUGGCCAGAUGUCGAGGUAUGUGUGUGCUCACAGAGUUUAGCUAUGAGUGUAUGUGCGGUGAUUUCAUAGUCAGCGAGAGCAAGGUUUGCGAUUCGACCAAUGCCAUAUCCUCCAGUGUUUUGCUUAAGCAGCAAUCUUCAGAUGGCCACGAAGGAGCGACUUCUCACGUUGGCGUUUUUGUGACACUGAUGUUGCUGUUGGCUGCUUUUGCCAUUUGUGGCUUGGGGUAUUUUUAUUAUCGUCGCAAAGGGCAGGGCCGUGAUUUCAUUCGUAACCUGCAAUUCCAGAAUCCUCUGUCAUCAAUAUUGCCACACUCAAGGGCUUCAAAAACCGCAACCAUGGACAGUGGACUCAUCAGCAGUGCAACGGGAAGUUCGACAGGCACCACAACUGCUUCGUUCGAUGUGGACCACGACAAAAUGUAUUUCGGCUCCAAGAUUCAAAACUUUUUGUCGCGAACAACGUCAAACAAUAACACGGAAAUUCAUCUCGAAACUUCCAAGCCACGCUCCGUUGUCUCAGAGGGACCGUCCGACGCCCUCCUACCAAAUAUUUUGGUCGAGGACACCUAUGAUGACAUUACACAACCAGAUGACAUGGUUGGAGGAACCCGGCUUGUACCCUAGAUAAAAUUUGGAAUGCAUUCUUUUAGCUACUAUUUAGCAUACCCUAAUAUUUGUAACGAGCAUUUUAUGUAAAUACGCAUGUAUCUAUUUAUUAUUUUUUAUGUAAAAAUUUUUAUAUUUUUGUUAAUUUUUUUUUUGCUUGUAAUUUAUUGUUAUUAAGGCUGUAAGGAUAAUGUAUUCAACUUAAAUUAUUUAAAAAAAAGUCAACAUUUAUAACAGGUGUACUGUAAAAAAAACUAUAAUUUUUCCUUUAAACAUUAAGAUUAUGACGCCGAACGCCUGGGUUCAAAUACCGGACAUCAGACUAAUGCUGGCUACAUUAAUGAGCAAUCCCAUGGCAGCCGAUUGUACGCUCCGGAAUGACCCGAUGGAACUCUUCGUCGGCAAGGGCUGCCGCCUCAGUGUACGUGUUCGUCUUUUUAUACUCUACACCACCGCUGUGGUACAGGGUAUUAUAGAUUUGUGCAUUUGUUUGCAAUGCUAAGAAGGAGAAGAGCUAGACCCAUCGAUAAGUAUACGGAUCGGCUUAGAAUCACUUCCUGAUUCGAUUUACCUAUGUCCGUCUGUCCGCCUGUCUGUCCAUAUAUUCUUGUAAUCAAGGUACAGGUCGCAAUAGUUGUCCGAUUUUCACAAAUUUUACAUAAGUGUCUUUUUUGGUCCAAGGACGAAUGCUAUUUAUUUUGUUCCAGAUUUAGAUAUGGCUCCCAUAUAUAUUUUUCAUCCGAUGUACGCUUUGAAGCCGUAGAAGUCACAACUUUGGUCUGAUCUUUACAAAAUUUGGCACGGAGUGCUUUUUGUGACGUCCCAAUAUGUUUGCAAAAUUUCAUCUAAAUCGGUUCAGAUUUAGAUAUAGGUCCCAUAUACAACUUUCGUCCGAUUUGACCUAUUAAGGCUUUAGAAGACACAAUUUUUGUCCGAUCUUUACAAAAUUUGGCACGAAGUGCUUUUUGUGACUUCCCAAUAUGUGCGCAAAAUUUCAUCAUAAUCGGAUCAGAUUUAUAUAUAGCUCCCAUAUAUAUCUUUCAUCCGAUAUGGUCUUUUAAGGCUGCAGCAGGCACAAUU
This is a messenger RNA of Stomoxys calcitrans (stable fly), 7017 nucleotides long. It is a transcript of the gene yl, whose product is annotated as putative vitellogenin receptor. Gene Ontology annotation, molecular function: protein binding; calcium ion binding. The record is from RefSeq and is a predicted model, not a curated record. The transcript is spliced from 11 exons. NCBI's taxonomy places the organism in Eukaryota, Metazoa, Arthropoda, Insecta, Diptera, Muscidae. The coding region runs from base 193 to 5955 and encodes 1920 amino acids.